Messenger RNA from Protopterus annectens (West African lungfish), 1277 nucleotides. RefSeq names its product leukotriene B4 receptor 1-like. The record is from RefSeq and is a predicted model, not a curated record. The coding region runs from base 32 to 1009 and encodes 325 amino acids. Gene Ontology annotation, biological process: inflammatory response; positive regulation of cytosolic calcium ion concentration; complement receptor mediated signaling pathway. NCBI's taxonomy places the organism in Eukaryota, Metazoa, Chordata, Ceratodontiformes, Protopteridae. Gene Ontology annotation, molecular function: G protein-coupled receptor activity; complement receptor activity. Gene Ontology annotation, cellular component: plasma membrane. The transcript has a single exon.
CAGUGACAAACAUUCUCUUGUAUGCUUUAUCAUGGAGAGCUUUAAUAGUACAGUGGACCCUAGUAAGGCUGAGGAUAACUGGAAAGAAGAAGCGUUAUUGCCAAGCAUAUUUCUUGGUAUCUGUUUUCUUGUUGGCAUCCCAGGGAAUGCGUUGGUAAUUUGGACUGUUCUUUUUAAACUCAAACAACAUUCUCUCACUGUUGUGGUGAUACUUAACCUGGCUGUUGCAGAUUUUGUUGUGUUGUUCACACUGCCGAUUUGGAUACAUUCACUCCUUGAUGCCUGGUUUUAUGGUCUGGCUGCUUGCAAAUUUCUGACAUAUUUCAUGGUCUGUCUGAUGUAUGCUAGUGUGUUCCUCAUUACUCUGAUGAGCCUCGAUCGUUUUUUUGCAAUAAUAUUUCCAAUUGCAAGUAGAACAUGGAGGACAAAACAUAUCAUAUAUUUAUUAAUUGCAGGAAUGUGGAUUUUGGCUUUCAUUUUUGGCAUUCCUGUUCUUUUUGUUAAAAUAGUCAAGGAAGAAAAUGGACGUAGUAAAUGUAAUGAUAGGUUGUAUGCAUCUGAUCAGCAAAAAAUUGCAAUUCUUCUGCUUGAAACACUAACUGGAUUUAUAAUCCCAUUUUCAGUGUUGUCUGUCUGUUAUACAGUUGUGGCACAGCGCAUCAAACAAAUGAAAUUUCAAAGAAAGAGCAAAUCAGGGAAGCUGAUUGCUUGUAUUGUGAUUGCAUUUGCUCUUUGUUGGCUUCCUUAUCAUUUCUUGAACCUUCUUAGUGUAGUUGCCAUAUCAAUAACGCAUCCCUAUCCAGACACUUCAAAGGCACUAAUGAAUGGAAUUGCUAUUGCAGGGCCUGCAGCAGGAGCUUUCUCCUUUAUUAGUAACUGUUUGAACCCAAUCCUAUAUGGUUUUAGUGCCUGGAGCAUCCACAGAAAUGUGAGAAAGUCUUUUCUCGAACUGUUCAGGCAACUGGCUUCUGUUCCCAAGGAAGAUCCAGAUAAUGACACCACCGGAUAGUUGCAGCAUCGUCCUCCCUCCCUGCAUCAGCGCAUCUCAUCUUGUUCACUAUGCAUCAUUAAAUUAGACUGUCUACUGUUUGACAGUUUUUUCUAGCUGGUUGCUUUCAGUGUCAUUGCACUGAUAGGUGUGUUAGUGUAAAACCGAUAUGCUAAUGUCACUUGGUGAUGCUAUUACACAAAGUUCCUUCAGUUUCUUCAAGUGGACUUUUUAAUGUAAAAUAUAUGAAAAUACACUGAUGUGUUAGCUGGAAUUAAUCAUGAAUCAC